AUGUUCAAAUCAGAAGGAAAAAAUAUAUUGAACUUUAGAUGUCAACGACGUGAUACAAAGUGUGGUGCAGUUGUACAUUUAACUUUGGAUACACAUUCAUUCAGUGAUACUAAUGAUGUUAAUCACAACCAUCCUCCAGAUAAAUUUAAUAUGAAACAAAAGAUAUUGAAUCAAAUAAUUGAUGAUAGACUUGCUGCUGAACCAACUGCUAUUCUGCGAGUAAUUGAACGUGUAUAUGCAGAAGCAAAUCUGACUGAUGAAGAAUAA
Molecule: messenger RNA, 267 nt
Organism: Adineta steineri
Lineage: Eukaryota; Metazoa; Rotifera; Eurotatoria; Adinetida; Adinetidae
Source: the annotation of a GenBank genome assembly